AUGGAAGCUGACUAUAUUCAGCAGAGCAUCAUGUCUUUCCCUGAGACGGUCAUUGUUGUAAACACUCAAAAUCUAGAUAAGGAAAUGAUAGUCUCCAGAAAAACAUUGGAAAGAAAGCAACUUCUCUUGAUGAAGCUUCUUCAUGCUUUACCUUUGUGCAUUGAGAACUACGCCACAAAUGAUUUGACAUUGCUGAGUAUUACUUUCAGUACCUGCAUUCUGAGAAUGUCAAAUCUCAACAAACUUGACUUUGUCGCUUUGGAAGUUUCCGGAAGGAACUAUCUCAAGUGGACCCAAGAUGUCAAGCUUCAUCUGACUGCAAAUAAGAUGAGAUCAACGAUUAUUGCUGACAACAUCACCCCUGAAGACAUGAAGGCAAGGGCUAUGAUUUUCAUCAGGAAACAUAUGGAAGAAGCACUCAAGGUGGAAUAUUUAGCUGAAGAAGACCCACGAUCUCUUUGGGUCGCUCUAGAAGAGCGAUUCAACCACCAAAGGGCCAUCUACUUGCCGGAAGCAAGGCACGAUUGGCAGAACAUACGUUUCCAAGAUUUCAAGACUGUCAAUGAGUAUAACUCUGAAAUCUGCCGGAUUCGGUCACUCCUAAAAUUCUGUGGAGAAGAGCUCACAGAAGCCGACCUACUGGAGAAAACUUUCUCCACCUUCCCACCUUCCUGUAUGGUCCUGCAGCAACAAUACAGGGAAAGAAACUUUGCUAGAUUCUCCGAAUUAAUCACCAUCCUGUUGCUCGCUGAAAAGAACAACAACCUACUUCUGAGGAAUGAUCAAGCAAGGCCCACCGGUACUAGAGCAAUUCCUUUGCCUGAAGCAAAUACUAUUGCCCAUCACGAAAAUAAUCGUGGAAGGAGGAACCGGGGCCGUGGAAGGGGAAGAAGGUCUGAACGUCCAAGGCAUGGAAGGAGAAAUGGGCCCAGAAAUGGCCCAUAUGAUCGUGACCACCCAGGCAAUGGCCCAAGGGGUCGAGGAGGACGUGGACAAGGCCCACGUGGUGGAAACCGAAAUGGCCAAGUCCGACAAGCUCAAAUUAGAGAGAACCCUGGUCCGGCCCGUCGCCCUCAAAAUCAGCAUAAUCUAUGUUAUAGAUGUGGAGGCACUGACCAUUGGUCCCGCACCUGUCGUGCAACAGAUGAAGAGAUAGGAGAGUAUCACGCCAGACGCGGAACUCGAGAGGCCAACCUUGUGGAAGAGUCAGUCCCUAUGGAUACCACCUUGGAGAUUACUGAUUUCCAAGCAGCCAAUGGAUACAUCGAGGAUUGA
This is a messenger RNA of Rosa rugosa (rugosa rose), 1275 nucleotides long. RefSeq lists its product as uncharacterized. The transcript has 3 exons. NCBI's taxonomy places the organism in Eukaryota, Viridiplantae, Streptophyta, Magnoliopsida, Rosales, Rosaceae. The record is from RefSeq and is a predicted model, not a curated record. The coding region runs from base 1 to 1275 and encodes 424 amino acids. Gene Ontology annotation, molecular function: zinc ion binding; nucleic acid binding.